Fundulus heteroclitus (mummichog) is the source of this 2961-nucleotide messenger RNA. RefSeq names its product platelet/endothelial cell adhesion molecule 1 (gene pecam1a). Gene Ontology annotation, biological process: cell surface receptor signaling pathway. Lineage: Eukaryota; Metazoa; Chordata; Actinopteri; Cyprinodontiformes; Fundulidae. Gene Ontology annotation, molecular function: transmembrane signaling receptor activity. The record is from RefSeq and is a predicted model, not a curated record.
CAGCAAAGUAAUGCUGGGUUCCUGAGGAAGUAACAUCCACUUCUGGCCAGGCGACGCUGAUAAGACAAGCAACGCGCCAGCCUCGCCAACGCCCCCCUCAGACAGUCUUUGUCUUUUACGCACUGCACUUCUCCCACUGCAAGGUCCUCCUCUAUCCCUCCGAGUGUCCUUCUUGGUUUUCUGCCUCUUCUGUUCACAAGAAGUGCAUAUUGAUCCCACGGCAGGGAAACACCUUGUCUCAGGAUGGGCUUCGGACCCCGCGGCCUGCUGCUUUUCACCGGCCUUCUCCUCAUCUGGGAAGGUGUCAGAGGAGAACCAUCAUUCGUUAUAGAUUCUGUUGGCCUCACAAUUCAGCCUACAAACAACGUUCAGAGUGGAUCCACGGUGACGAUACGUUGCCAAGCACGUGUCAGUUUCAGCAACAUCAGUCAGAUUCACCACCUUUUCGAGAUUUUCCGAAAUGACGUCCAAAUCCACACGGCCAACACCACCAAAGACUCUCUCGACUACGUGAUCGACCCAGCCAGGGUGGCCGACACGGGACGGUACCACUGUCAGGUCUCAGUGAAGAACAAGCACAAGUCGAGCGCUCGCUGGAUGCUGGAUAUCACAGGCCUACAAACCCCCAUUCUGCAUGUGAAUAAUUCAACACCCUACGAGAGCGAGGAGUUCAAAGUCACCUGCAGCGCUCCAGAGGAGAAAGGAGGUCUUGCAUUCAACUUUUACCAAACAUUUAGGGCCGGACAGCCUGAGUGGAUCAAACAGCUACGAAGCACCAACAACUUCCUAGAGACCACACUGACACUGAGGCAUAUAGGGGACUGCGUUCUAUCCUGUGACUACGAGAUCAAUGUGGAUACGAGGUCUAUACGUUCCAACAGCAGCAAUGGGGUUCGAAUUAAAGUCAAAGCACUCGACAUCACCCCAGAAAUGACAAUAAUCCCCAAUGACAUCUAUGAACCAGAUAUUGUAGAAGUGAUCUGUAAGACACGGAGUCCUUUGGAGAACAUAGAAAUAUUUCUUAUAAAGGACCGAACUGUUCUCAAGAAAGUCUCUGGUAAAGCCCUUUCUCAUCGAUUUGAGUCUAAGGCAACGCUUUCUGGAGAGCUUGUGUGCAAGGCGGAGUGGAGAAACGUCCAAAGAGAUAACUAUAAAACCCUCAUAGUCAAAGAGGUAUUUUCAGAACCGCAGCUGACUUUGGAGCCUGGGGACCUGUUCGAAGGAGAAACUUUCACACUCAAGUGUUUAGUCAAGUUUUUUGUUCCCGGGAUGAUCGACCCCAGUAAGAUCAAAUACUUCUUCUACAAAGACGGCACCAGAUUGACCAGCACAGCCACAUAUGCUACUGUCGCACACCCUGAACAUAAUGGGAACUACUCCUGUAAAGCUGAAGGCAUUCGUCACUCAUCCGUUCUUUCCAAGGAGAGCCAAACCAUCCUGGUUAAAGCUAAAGUCCCUGUUUCAGAUCCAGUGUUGAGUGUGGACGGAGGCAAGAUGUUUUUAGGCAAGCCCUUUCGACUGAUCUGUCGCAGUCACAACGGCACGUUCCCCAUCAAGUACACCGUAUUCGGACCCAACGGGCUGACACUGAACAGGGAAGUGAGCAGAUCUGAGGAACAGGCCAUCUUUGACAUACCUCUGAUCUCCAAGACCUCAGAUCUAAAUAAAUUUAUUUGUCAUGCAAAAAAUAAUCCACGUUCCCCUCCAAAAAUAGCACUGGGGCAGCAAUUACUGACUUCAACCAUGAUUAUUGAGCCGGUCUCAAAACCAAAGCUGACCAUUCUUCCCGGCGUGGACAUCACCGAGGGACAAAAUAUAAACCUCGUCUGCUCCGUACAGACAGGAAGCCGUCCCAUCAACUUCACAUGGUACCACCAAGGGUCACCGGGUGCACUUGUUUCCAUGUCUUCUAACAAACUGAAAGAAUCCCACAUCAUACAACAUGCCAAUGGAAAACACAUCGGGAAAUACUACUGCACAAGCACAAACCCAGCCGACGAAAUAAAAAGCAGUGACGUUGUCACCAUAGGAGUGAAAAUGGCAGGGUGGAAGAAAGCGCUUAUCAUAGUCUUCUGCAUCCUAUUUCUCCUCACCCUGGCUCUUGUGAUUGCCUUGAAAACCAGACUCUUACGACUUAAGAGGAAAACAACGGCCAACUUAUCAGUGAAGUCAGUCAGCACCAAAACAGAGCGGCUGAGUCUCACACAGGCAGAGUUCGAUGUUGCAAACGCCACCCCAAGCAUGAUGGGAAAAAGUGUUUGGAGCGACCACGUAUCCGGCUCUGAGUCAGAUGACCAGAACAGCAGCAUCUUACCAGAAAAGACCGAACCUCCAUACACCGAGGUUCAAAUAAAAGAUGCGGAUCCAGCCAAAGAUGCAGAGAAGCAGGACACAGACACCGUCGACAGUGAAGUACGCAACUCCCAGCAAGGUGUCCCAGAGGUGGCCGAUGCUGUAAGUAGGAUCAUGUGUCCGCCCUGCACGCACAAACACAUGCAUGCAGCUUUUUUCCAACUCUGUGCACUAAUUUUCAGCUAUGUUUGAGAAUAUGAAAGAAAAUUAGGUUUUUAAACCAUGAUCUUUCAGGACCGAAAGCUGCGGUCCUCAUAAUUGUGCACCCUCCUGUCAAAAUUCCCAGUUUUUGCAAUGAUAAUGCAAAAACUGACUAAAUGAGACCAUUGUCCAAACUCUUCUUAUGUUUUAUGUGGCGAUCUAACCUUCAUAAAUCGACAGGUGUUAGAGGGAAAAUCUAAAUAAAAUAAAAAGCUGCAUUAGCCUGGUUGCAUAAGUAUCCAUGUUGAUACUUUAUUUAACCUUUUUUUGUGUCCAGUACUUUGUUUUUGUUUUUUUGGCAGCUAUUAGCUACCCACAGCUUGAUGUGGUCAAUAUCUGCCUGCUCUGCCUUGCCAAACUCUCCAAGUCUCCAAGAUAUUGAGGCCUUUUCUCAUUCCCAGCCCUCCA